AUGAAGAUCGAAGAGCGGCUGAAGGAACUGGGCCUCGAACUGCCCGAGCCGACCACGCCGUUGGGCAGCUACGUGAAUGCCGUUCGCACCGGCAACCUGAUCUACAUGGCGGGCAAGGGCCCGGGCCUGCCGGGCAAGCCGCUGCCAGUGGGCAAGGUGGGCCGCGACUUCUCGCUCGAGCAGGCCAACCGCCUCGCGCGCGAUACCGGCCUCAGCAUCCUGGGCGCCCUCAAGGCCGAGCUGGGCGAUCUCGACCGCGUGAAGCGCAUCGUCAAGGUGCUGGGCAUGGUCAACGCCACGUCGGAAUACGGCAGCCAUCCCGAA
Messenger RNA from Ostertagia ostertagi, 324 nucleotides. The record is from the annotation of a GenBank genome assembly. NCBI's taxonomy places the organism in Eukaryota, Metazoa, Nematoda, Chromadorea, Rhabditida, Trichostrongylidae.